AUGAGCUCCCCCAUCGGCAAGAGCCGCUCCCUUGCCGCCUUCCUACAGGAGCUGCGCGGCCUGGGGCAGCCCCCCAGACCCGUGACAUCUACGGCGUGCGCGCCCCGUCGGCCGCGGGAGGUGCCCCUCUGCCCCAUGAUGGAACGGGGCGAGGCGCAAGACGCGGCCGCCCUGCCCGGUCCCACCAAGUGGCCACUGCUGGGCAGUCUGCUGGAGAUUCUCUGGAAAGGAGGGCUCAAGAAACAGCACGACACGCUGGCGGAGUACCACGAGAAAUAUGGCAAGAUUUUCCGCAUGAAGCUGGGUUCCUUCGACUCGGUGCACUUGGGCUCGCCGUGUCUGCUGGAAGCGCUCUACCGCACGGAGAGCGCGUACCCCCAGCGGCUGGAGAUCAAACCGUGGAAGGCCUAUCGCGACUAUCGCGAGGAGGGCUACGGACUGCUGAUCUUGGAAGGAGAAGACUGGCAGAGGGUCAGGAGGGCCUUUCAAAAGAAACUAAUGAAACCAGUGGAAAUUAUGAAGCUGGACAACAAAAUCAAUGAGGUCUUGGCUGAUUUUACAGGUAGAAUAGGUGAGCUCUGUGAUGAGCGAGGCUGCAUUGAAGACUUGUACAGCGAGCUGAACAAAUGGUCAUUUGAAAGCAUCUGCCUUGUGCUAUAUGAGAAGAGAUUUGGGCUCCUUCAGAAGAAUGCAGGUGAUGAAGCUUUGAACUUCAUCAUGGCCAUCAAAACAAUGAUGAGCACGUUUGGGAGGAUGAUGGUCACGCCAGUCGAGCUGCACAAGAGCCUCAACACCAAGGUCUGGCAGGCGCACACUCUGGCCUGGGACACCAUUUUCAAAUCAGUCAAAUCUUGUGUUGACAACCGGUUAGAGAAAUAUUCUGAGCAGCCCAGCAUGGAUUUCAUUAGUGAUAUUUACCACCACAAUCAGCUUUCAAAGAAGGAAUUGUAUGCGGCUGUGACGGAGCUCCAGCUGGCUGCGGUGGAAACGACAGCAAACAGCUUAAUGUGGAUGCUCUACAAUUUAUCUCGUAAUCCCCACGUGCAACAAAAGCUUCUUAAGGAAAUUCAGAGUGUACUGCCUGAGAAUCAGAUGCCACGGGCAGAGGAUUUGAGGAAUAUGCCAUAUUUGAAAGCCUGUCUGAAGGAAUCUAUGCGGCUUACCCCGAGUGUGCCAUUUACAACUCGGACUCUUGACAAAGCAAUGGUUCUGGGGGAAUAUGCUUUACCCAAAGGAACAGUAUUGAUGCUAAAUACCCAUGUGUUGGGGUCCAAUGAAGAAAAUUUUGAAGAUUCAAGUCAGUUUAGACCCGAACGAUGGCUUCAAGGCAAGAAGAAGAUCAACCCUUUUGCCCAUCUUCCAUUUGGCAUUGGGAAAAGAAUGUGCAUUGGUCGCCGAUUAGCCGAGCUCCAGCUCCACUUGGCUCUCUGCUGGAUCGUCCGCAAAUAUGACAUCGUGGCCACGGACAAGGAGCCUGUGGAGAUGCUGCACUUGGGCAUCCUGGUACCUAGCCGACAGCUCCCCAUCGCUUUCUACCAGAGAUAGGAGGCCUCAGAUUUUUUUUUUUUUUACUAAGACCACGAGCAGCAAUUUUUACCCUUUUGCAAGAAUGAGGCUUUGGGCUUCUGCCUGGCAGGAAAGCAAACAUCAAAAACCUGAGCAUGAAACAGCAUGUAAAGAACAUUCAGUCCCAGGUGUUUAUACUCCUUCUUCUGUACAAUUGUUCUAGAAGCUGUACUGUCUAUGUAGCUGAUGGUAUUUAUUAAGAUGGUAUCUGGCUCAGGGAAAGCAGAUUGUUGGAAUACCAGGCACCCUACAGGGUAUACUGCCUGCUUACUCGUAACUGACAUCAGCACCAUCCUGACUUACACAGAAUUGCUCAUCAUCCUGUUUUCUCUUGUAUAGGGCAGUUGGGCACUUAUCCGUUGGUCAGGUAAAAGUCACUAAAUGUUUCUGUCCUAGCUUUACCAGGUUCACUGCUGGAAUCUUCACUUCUCAGAAGUUUACAUUUCACAAUGAAAGACCAACUAUACCUAGAUUAUUGGGUGCCCUGUGUAGUAUUGACGAUCCAUUUGUUGUAACUCCGUUUAAUAUAUUGGGGGAAAUACUGCUUAAUAAUAGAAGCAAAACUAAAUAUUGGUUAAAGUUGUCAGGUCCCUAUGAAGCUGGGUUUUUUUUUCUUGUUUUGAAAUAGAAACGUUAUUGGAAAAUUAGAGAAAACCUCUAUGUUAAGAAGUACUUUAAUGAAGUCAAAACCUCCUGUCUAAGAAUGCCUUAAUGAUUUACUGUGGCAUCAUUGUGUUAAAGGAUCCUGAAAUUAUUUAAUUAUGGCAUUGAGUCUAUUUAAUCUAUUAAGGACUGGAUCAGUAGUUUUUAAAUUGUGUGUGUGUGUGUGUAUAUUCUAAUGGCAAUUUGCUACAUCACUUAAAAAUAUAUAUAUGGUAUUUGAUUUAGAAGUUUAGGGCAAUGUUCUAAAGUUUAGUUAUGGCUUAAAAAUAUUCAGUGACUUUCCCCUGCCUUAAUUUUCCCAGCUAUAGACGGGUCAGUAGUAAAGUGUGCAUACAUUAUAGAUUAACUAGGUAAACCAUGUUAUGUGACUUGAACUCCUUGGGAAAAUAUGAU
Messenger RNA from Mesoplodon densirostris (Blainville's beaked whale), 2622 nucleotides. Its product is annotated as 1,25-dihydroxyvitamin D(3) 24-hydroxylase, mitochondrial. Lineage: Eukaryota; Metazoa; Chordata; Mammalia; Artiodactyla; Ziphiidae. The transcript has 12 exons. Bases 1 to 1545 code for a protein of 514 amino acids. The record is from RefSeq and is a predicted model, not a curated record. Gene Ontology annotation, biological process: glucocorticoid biosynthetic process; cellular response to peptide hormone stimulus; cholesterol metabolic process. Gene Ontology annotation, molecular function: monooxygenase activity; oxidoreductase activity, acting on paired donors, with incorporation or reduction of molecular oxygen; iron ion binding. Gene Ontology annotation, cellular component: mitochondrial inner membrane.